Molecule: messenger RNA, 1974 nt
Organism: Ogataea angusta
Lineage: Eukaryota; Fungi; Ascomycota; Pichiomycetes; Pichiales; Pichiaceae
Exons: 1
Coding region: 1-1974 (657 amino acids)
Source: RefSeq, a predicted model, not a curated record
AUGGGAAAGCCUGAAUCCCCCCAGAAAUCAUUAGUGGAGAGGUCACAAUCGACGAAUUCGAUAUCAUCGUUGCUGAAAAGUCGUUUUAAAAAGAAUCCACAAGAUGAUAACAAGCAACAAAAGAGCCCACAUACAGAUAUCGUAGAGACACCAGAACAAGAUGGUGACAUUGCUCGGACCACUGAGGAACAAGACCUGACGCUCGAGCAGUACCGCAGUCAAAUAAAAGAACAGUCAACAACAUCCGAAGAAGAUCUUGGUCAUGAGCAGGACGGGUUUCUCAACAGAUGGGGAUUGUGGGGCCAAGAGCAACAGUCGUCUUGGUCUAGCUGGAUAGGGCCUUUUAAACAUCAUGCCGAGACACAGCCACAAAAUAAUGCUGCUAGUAAUGUAACAGGAAGAGAAGCCCGCGGAUGGUGGGGGUGGCCGUGGUCAGCAGCCGCGAAUGAGAAUUCAAAAGAUCAAGUAUCAGUGCGAACGAGUGAGAAUGAACGAGUGAAAGCAGCAAUUGAUCAAUUGUCUGUACUGGGCCCGCAAAUACAGCGAACAACAUCAUGGGCGUACGAAAGUCAUUAUGGAGAAAAGGGCGGCGAGCUAAGCAUCUUUGGUACAUCGACUUCAAAUUCGCCUGUCCAUUGUGAAUCGCUACCAAAAACACUGUAUGAAAAUCAAGAAGCUUCAAUCGACAGGCUCGAGGAGUCAUUCUGCGAUGUGGUACCGAGUCUAACAUACAAUUACCGGGACUUAACAAGAAGGACAAAAUUGCGACUUUUCCUAUCGAAAAUAUGCCCGAUUCCAUUGGUGCCUCCAGAAACGCACCUUUAUCACGAUCCGACGUUCAAUGAACCAUUGUUGGACAAAAAUGAGACGAAGAAGGCUCUUGUGAUAUCUAUUCAUGGGUUCCUUCCCUUCAAAAUGACCAAAUCGCUUAUCGGCCAGCCUACAGGAUCUGCUGAUAUAAUGACGGAAAAGACGACGGAAUGCUUGCGUGAGUGGGCAAGAAAUCACGGAAUCAAUAUUGAGAUCGAAACCAUAUCGAUGGAUGGCUCGGGAAGAAUUCUUGAAAGAGUCAACAAUUGUCUUUUUUUGCUGCUAGACAACUGGCUAGACUCGAUUUUGAACUGUGAUUAUCUAUUUGUGUCUUCGCACUCACAAACAGUGCCCGUGGCAAUCCACAUAAUAUCACGAUUGAUAACUGCAGGGUACCUUGACAAUGUCGAAAAGGCAGGACUAAUAAACAUUUCAGGGGUGUGUCUUGGUCCUUACAAAGGGCUCGACUCGAAGCUUUCCGUCAGAGCCUACACUCCUUUCGAAAACAAUAUUCUAAUGGAGCUCUUUGACUUCCAAGACGACGAAACUGCCCAAAGCAAGGAGCUCGUUCGACAUAUUGAGAUUAUUUUGCGCAAAAACGUCAAGCUGACUUUUGUUGGCUCGAUUGAUGACCAAUUUGUCCCGCUUUAUUCGUCUAUGUGCGCUCAUCUCAAUCAUCCGAACAUAUACAGAUGUGUCUAUUUGAAGGACGAUACUCCUGCAUUUUUGAGACAGCUUGUGACUCUGGUGAUGGUUGUGCGAAAUUUGAACUACGACGAUCACGAAUUGUUAGUUGAAAUCAACAGCUAUCUACAGGGCUCUUUGGGAGCAGGAAGUCAUGGCGAUAUAAUAACUAACAAAAAUGUUUACCGGGUGGGUAUCGCCAAUACACUAGAAACGUCAAACCCGGUUGUUCAGCAUCGCUUAAAUGUGAAACCGAUCAAUGUGAAAAAGUUCUGUUUCAACCAGUAUCAUCUGCCCUGGUGCCUGCGAGGAUUUUUGCAAGAGGCAUUGAAAUUACGCAAUUUUCCCACCAGAGAGCUGCUGCAAAAUUUGUUUGACGCCUACAGACAAUGGGAUCCCCAGUCAAAACAGCACAAGGACCUCAAGUAUACAAUCGAAGUUUUAGGCAAGUCACCCAUUGGGGAACUGUGUAUGGAUUAA